GUGCUUUGUAACCAUUCUCAUUCGCGAUUUUUCCAAAUAUGUUAAUUAUCGAAAUCAAAACACGGAAGUCGAAUCAACAUAAAGAAGAUACACAUGGACAUGAAUCGAGAAAUCGUUAAGGCGGGAUGGAUGAAGAAGAGAAGUAGCUUCCUUCAUCGAUGGGAGAAGUACUGGUUUGUUUUGUACUCGGAUGGCAAUCUAAGCUGGUUUGAAACUCCUGACAGUCUUCAACCAAAGAAAAUCAUCAACAUGCGUGCUGUGUGCACCGGCCUCCUGAUGGGCGAGCAGGUCCUGGUGAGCCCCCCAGAGGAGAUGCAUACAAAGAACUGCCUGCUGCAGAUCUUGGCCAGGGACAAUGUCCACAUAUACUUGUGUGCUGAGGAUGCUGAUGACAUGAAGACAUGGCAACUGGUACUGCAAGAGGCCAGGGUUCCAGGGCCAAACACCGGGGCUGUCUACCCAGGCACCACAGUUGUGUACCCGCAGGGCGUCACUCAUGGACCCCCAGGCACCACUGUGGUGUAUCCCCAGGCAGUGACACACAUGUACAGUGGCUACUAUGGGGGCGGUUACCCUGGUUACGUGAUCUCGCAGCCUGGACAGUCAGUGGUGACGGUCCCGAAUGCGGCCAAUGGGAACACUGUUAUUUUGGGUGGCCAGCCAGGUCAUGUGAUUGUUGAAGAGCCAAGAUACAUGUAUGGGAGGGGUUAUUACGGGGGGGGCUUCUAUGGUGGACCCUAUAUCUGGUUUUGAAAGUCACUGACAUGACAAGACCAUGACACAUGUUUGUUGGGAUGCAGAAUAGGAAUAUAGUAGAUGUGAUUCAAUGCAGAUUAUUAUCUGAGUUGAAACUUAUAAAUUGUUGGCUGGUAACAUUUUGCAUUAUUUUUUAUUGUUACUUAUUGUAUUAAUUGUAAAUAGAAGAUUUCUAAUAAUGAGUUUUUAUUACAGUUUGUAUGCAUGGAUUGUUUAAAGAACAAUAUCAUUGGUUUGAGUUAAGGCUUUGAAAGUCAUAAAUAAUCUUUAUGGAAGAUAAACAAGCUAUUCUAUUGAUUUUCUUAGAUGAGAUAUAAAUGAUAAAAAGGGUUAUUUAUUUUUUUGUUUCUUUUACCAAAUUGAUUUCAUGACAAAUUAUGUACUAAUAUUUAUAGAUGACAUUUUUUAUCUUAUUCUCUUUAUUAUUUGUUGUUUACAAUAGGCAUUUGUUUUUUGUUGUUGCAUUCUUUUGUUAUGAUUUGUUUAUCUUUGAUUGUUAUGUACAUUGUAAAUGUUUUUUAAUUGUACUAUUUUAUAUAAAUGUAUUUGCUUUUAUAUAUAAAUGUAAUUUUAUCAAUAAUUAUGCUUUUAAUUGCGUUCAGGGUUCUCAAUAACUUUUGAGCCAACAAGCCAAAAUGUAAAACCAACAGGCCUUCUAGGGGGGUCCGGGGGCAUGGUCCCCCGUAAAAUUUUAAAAUUGAGCACUUGAUUUCCUGCAUUUUGGGCCAUUUUAUGGCUAUUUUAAUGGUCAACCAGGCACUUAAAUUUGAGCGUUUUUUUUGCAUUUGGGACCAAAAUCCGGCCCUACAGGAAUGGGCGGAAAAGGCCUGAUCGUCCGCCUACCAUGCACAUUUUGCGUGACACUUCUAGUUUGAAACAUAACUGAAUUAAAACAAACUUUCACAACAGCAAAAACUUUGCAUUAACACAAAAAGCGCAAGCAAUCAGGAACAAAAACUCACCAUGUGCUGAAAAUAACGUCAAAAUAUUUGACUGCUUUUUGACCGAUUCCAAUUUUAGCCUUUUUAACCAUGUUUUCCGAAGGAAAAAACUGGUUAUUAGAUUGGCGAAUGCGGGCGGGCUGGCUGGCGGGCUGGCUGGCGGGCUGGCGGAACAAGCUUGUCCGGGCCAUAACUAUGUCGUUCAUUGUCAGAUUUUAAAAUCAUUUGGCACAUUUGUUCACCAUCAUUGGACGGUGUGUCACGCGAAAUAAUUACGUCUAUAUCUCCAAGGUCAAGGUCACACUUUGAGUUCAAAGGUCAAAAAUGGCCAUAAAUGAGCUUGUCCGAGCCAUAACUAUGUCGUUCAUUGUCAGAUUUUAAAAUCAUUUGGCACAUUUGUUCACCAUCAUUGGACGGUGUGUCGCGCGAAAUAAUUACGUCGAUAUCUCCAAGGUCAAGGUCACACUUUGAGUUCAAAGGUAAAAAAUAGCCAUAAAUGAGCUUGUCUGGGCUAUAACUAUGUCAUUCAUUAUGAUAUUUUAAAAUCAUUUGGCACAUUUGUUCACCAUCAUGGGACGGUGUGUUGCACAAAAGAAUCACGUCAAUAUCUCCAAUGUCAAGGUCGCCACGACUAAAAAUAGAUUUAUUUUAAAACAAACUUACAAAGGGUGUUAAUUUUGUUUGUUCAUUUAAAAAGUUCAGUUUGAGUUGUCUCCCUUUAUCAGAUUUUUUUUCACAAUGAAAACCUGGUUUUGUGACAAUUUUGUCCCUUGUCAUUGUUGUUGUUGUUGUAAUGCGUUAAGGGAGAUAAUCAAGCGACGUCUUUGCUUAAUAGCAAAAGGAGCAAAAUUACCGAAAAGACACGCAAAUUUCGAAAAGUCAUUAUUGCCGAUUUUCUGAAUCUGAGCGAUUUUCAACCGGCCAAAAUCUGAUUUCAACCGGCCGAUUUUGCCGGUGGCGGGCUCUUAUUGAGAACCCUGAUUGUGUUGUGUCAUAUUGUUGUGGCUAUGUAAAAUUUAAGAUUAAACAUUUCUCUAAAUCAUUUUUAUAAACUUUGCUACGUUUAAAUGUUGUUGUUUUUUUGUUAUAUAAUGUUGAAUUUAUGUCCUGUGCAUAUGAAAGGUUUAAUGUUCAUACAUAAACGUUAAUGUUUUUAAGCUCAUUUGAGCAAGAUAAACAUGGCAGCCAAAAACUGAAAUUUUUAGUUUUAUGACUAUAUCAAACAAUUUUAAAAUCUUUUCAGAAAUUGAUGACCCCAAUUAAUAUCUUUAAAGUUGUUUUGAUUUUGUUUAUUAAUUGACCCUAUUUUUUGUAUAAUUAACAUCGAUUUUGUUAACAGUGAUCAAGAACAGUAACUGUUAUAGUCUUCUUUUUAGCUCACCGGAGCACAACGUGCUCAUGGUGAGCUUUUGUGAUCGCCUUUUGUCCGUCGUCCGUCGUCCGUUGUGCUGCUUCAACAUUUGCCUUGUUAACUCUCUAGAGGCCACAUUUAUUGUCCAAUCUUCAUGUAAUUUGGUCAAAAGAUUGUUCUCAGUGAUAUCUUGGAUGAGUUCGAAAAUGGUUACGUUUGCUUGAAAAACAUGGCUGCCAAGGGGCGGGGUAUUUUUCCUUAAAUGGCUAUAGUAAAAUCUUGUUAACACUCUAGAGGCCACAUUUAUUGUCUGAUCUUCAUGAAACUUGGUCAGAAGAUUCAUCCCAAUAACAUCUUGGACGAGUUAGAAAAUGAUGCCGGUUGGUUGAAAAACAUGGCCGCCAGGGGGCGGGGCAUUUUUCCUUAUAUGGCUAUAGUAAAACCUUGUUAACACUCUAGAGGUCACAUUUAUUUUCCGAUCCUCAUGAAACUUGCUCAGAAGAUUUGUCCCAAUGAUAUCUUGGAUGAGUUCAAAAAUGGUAACCUUUGCUUGAAAAACAUGGCUGCCAAGGGGCGGGGCAUUUGUCCUUAUAUGGCUAUAUAUGUCUAUAGUAAAAUCUUGUUAACACUCUAGAGGCCACAUUUAUUGUCCAAUCUUCAUGAAACUUGGUCAGAAGAUUCAUUCCAAUAAUAUCUUGGACGAGUUCGAAAAUGAUGCCAGUUGGUUGAAAAACAUGGCCGCCAGGGGGCGGGUCAUUUUUCCUUAUAUGGCUAUAGUAAAACCUUGUUAACACUCUAGAGGCCACAUUUAUUGUACGAUCUUCAUGAAACUUUGUCAGAAGAUUUGUCCCAAUAAUAUCUUGGAUGAGUUUGAAAAUGGAAAUCUUUGCUUGAAAAACAUGGCUGCCAAGGGGCGAGGCAUUUUUCCUUAUAUGGCUAUAGUAAAAUCGUGUUAACACUCUAGAGGCUACAUUUAUAGUCAUAUCUUCAUGAAACUCGGUCAGAAGAUUCAUCUCAAUUAUAUCUUGGACCAGUUCAAAUAUGAUGCCUGUUGGUUGAAAAACAUGGCCACCACGGGGGCGGGGCAUUUUUCCAUUUAUGGCUAUCAUAUAGUAAAACCUAGUUAACACUCUAGAGGUCACAUUUAUUUUCCGAUCAUCAUGAAACUUGGUCAGAAGAUUUUUCCCAAUGAUAUCUUGGAUGAGUUUGAAAAUGGAUUUGGUUGCUUUUAAAAAAUGGCCACCAGGGGAGGGGCAUUUUUCCUUAUAUGGCUAUAUAUGGCUACAGUAAAACCUUGUUAACACUCUAGAGGCCACAUUUAUUGUCCAAUCUUCAUGAAAUUUAGUCAGAAGAUUGGUCUCAAUGAUAUCUUGGAUGAGUUCGAAAAUAAUUAUGUUUGCUUGAAAAACAUGGCUUCCAAGGGGCGGGGCAUUUUUCCUUAUAUGGCUAUAGUAAAAUCUUGUUAACACUCUAGAGGCCACAUUUACUGUCCGAUCUUCAUGAAACUUAGUCAGAAGAUUCAUCCCGAUAAUAUCUUGGAAGAGAACAAAGAUGAUGCCGGUUGGUUGAAAAACAUGGCUGCCAGGGGGCGGGGCAUUUUUCCUGAUAUGGCUAUAGUAAAACCUUGUAAACACUCUAGAGGCCACAUUUAUUUUCCGAUCUUCAUGAAACUUGAUCAAAAGAUUUGUCCCAAUAAUAUCUUGUUAUCUCAGGUGAGAGACUUUGGGCCUUUCAGGCCCUCUUGUUUAAUACUAGUAAUCUCCCUUUCUUUCAUUUCCAUAUAUUUUAUUCUCAACAGCAUAACUCCAACACUUAAUACCUAAUUGAUCCUUGAAAUAUAAAUAGAUAACACAGGGGCCAUGUUUUAAAAAUAUUAUUCUUCUCUCUAAAACAAAUGUUGUCAUACAAGCAAACACAUUUCGGCGGGGAUUUGGCACUACUGUGACAAGCUCGUAUUAUAUAUUGUAUUUUCUAUAAUGUUAUUUGCAAUUGAUUGUUCUUUCCGUUCAUUGAAAUAAACAAUGAAAAUGCC
Molecule: messenger RNA, 5080 nt
Organism: Dreissena polymorpha
Lineage: Eukaryota; Metazoa; Mollusca; Bivalvia; Myida; Dreissenidae
Product: pleckstrin homology domain-containing family B member 2-like
Exons: 6
Coding region: 94-753 (219 amino acids)
Biological process (GO): regulation of cell differentiation
Cellular component (GO): membrane
Source: RefSeq, a predicted model, not a curated record